Molecule: messenger RNA, 1869 nt
Organism: Cuscuta epithymum
Lineage: Eukaryota; Viridiplantae; Streptophyta; Magnoliopsida; Solanales; Convolvulaceae
Source: the annotation of a GenBank genome assembly
UUCAAUAGUUUACAAAUAGAUUUCUUUUCGAACAGACUGAUAAAUGAUAAUAUUUUCCAGGACUUAUCCUAAAUUAUCCAUGUAUUUAUUUAAUUUAUUCUUGUAAUUAUCUCUAACUACUUAGAAUAGUGUGCCUCAAGUUUAGGAUAGUCAACAACAACUCCCUUUGUAUACGUAAGUGUAUGUACGUGUAUAUAAUGGCUAAGCCAUCUAAUACAGAAGCCAAGCUUUUCAGAAAUCUUCCUGCGUGCUAAUAUCUUUCUGCCUACAUUACUUUAUGGUAUCAGAGCUGCAAUUUUAAUUGCAUCGAUCAAAUGCUGCUGCCCUCUUUUAUCUUCUCAUGAUGACACCCAAUUCAUCAUCAACCAUUCCAUUUGACAGAAACUCCAACCCACAAUUGAUCUCCCUAAAUGCUUCUUCACAAAUCCCUAUUAAGCUAUCUAAUGACGGGAGUAACUAUUCAUCCUGGAAAUCUCAAAUAACCAACCCCCUCUUUGGUUAUGAUUUAUUGGGAUACAUUGACGGAUCAAUACCCUGUCCUGAUGACUUGGAUCCUACAUUCAGUUUUUGGUCCCGUCAGGGUCGUCUUGUCCUUUUGGCCCUUCAAUCUACAGUCACUAAUUCCGUCAGCCCUAUCAUCAACAGCUGCAAGACAUCCGCCGAAGCCUGGACAAAACUUGAAACAAGUUUUGCCAAUGCCUCCAUUACUCGUAUGCUCUCUCUUCAAAAUAGUCUCGCAACCACCAAGAAAGCAGACAAGUCUGUCACCGAAUAUAUGGCAAUUAUGGAAGGUCUUGUUGAUGACCUUGCCACAAUCGGCCAUCCAGUUUCUCCUGGCCAGAUCAUGUCAUAUGUUCUCAAUGGUUUCGGAAACGAGUACAAGGAGACAAUCUCUGCCCUCAGGAUACAGCCCACACCUCUCACUCUCUCAACACUCCGACAUCAUCUUCAACAAGCUGAAAUCCUUGCCGGUGACAGUCCCGAAAUAUCAGCCUCUGUCCAAUACACUCAACGGCGGUCUCCUCACAAUUCUCGCGGCCGAGGUGGCAGGGGAAGAGGGCGGCACUCUGACAAUUUCAAUCCACAUCACCAUGGAUUUGGAUCGUCUUCCUCUACUACUAAUUCUUCUCGCCCCUCCAUCAUUUGUCAAUUGUGUGACAAACCUGGACACACAGCAAAAAAAUGUUAUAGCCUCACCAAUCCUUCUGUUAAUAUGGUGAACAAAUCAUCAAAUGCAGAGGCCAAUGCAGGAUGACUCCUAGAUACAGGUGCUACACAUCAUGUGACAUCUGAUCUCAAUAAUCUUGCUAUUCAUUAUGACUAUGCCAGAAAUGACUUUAUUGUGAUGGGAGAUGGUAACCGUAUUCCUAUAUCUCAUACUGGUUCUACCGAUAUUGUUUCUCCUAACUGUACAUUUAGACUUAAUAACAUUUUGCAUGCACCUCAAAUUCUUCGAAAUCUCAUUUCUGUCAAUCAAUUCUGUAAACAAAAUCACACUUCUAUUGAGUUCUUACCUGAUUCUUUUAUUGUGGAGGAUCUGACCACAGGGGUAUCCUUGGCCCGCGGCCAGAGUAAAAAUAAUCUUUAUGUAUGGCCGGACACUCCGUCCACGUCUGUGGCUCAUGCAACAUCUCACCUAUGGCAUCAACGUCUUGGUCAUCCUGCUCCUUCAGUCCUACGUCAUAUACUUUCCUCCAAUAAAGUGCCAUUUCGCUCUACAUCAUCACCAUGUCAUCCGUGUCUCCAGGCCAAGAGUCAUAAAUUACCAUUUCAUAUGUCAACAAUAAAAUGUACUAGUCCAUUUCAAUUUAUUUUUUCUGAUGUAUGGGGUCCUACUCCUAUUCCCACCAUUAAUAAUAUUAAAUUUUA